CAACCCUUGUGGCCCUAUAUAGUCAAAACUCAAAAAGCUUAUAAAAUCCCAAAUCAAGUGCUCAAAACGGCCGGCUUGUUGCUUCACAAUAUUUUUGAUAAUAAACUAUAAACAAGAAAUAAAGAUGGGAAGGUCUCCUUGUUGUGAAAAAGCACACACAAACAAAGGUGCAUGGACCAAAGAAGAAGAUGAUCGUCUUAUUGCUUACAUCAGAGCUCAUGGUGAAGGUUGCUGGCGGUCACUCCCCAAAGCCGCCGGCCUCCUCCGCUGCGGCAAAAGCUGCCGCCUCCGGUGGAUCAACUACCUCCGCCCUGAUCUCAAACGUGGCAACUUCUCUGAAGAAGAAGAUGAACUCAUCAUCAAACUCCAUAGCCUCCUUGGCAACAAGUGGUCUUUGAUAGCCGGAAGAUUACCGGGGAGAACAGAUAAUGAGAUAAAGAAUUACUGGAAUACCCACAUCAGAAGAAAGCUUUUAAACAGAGGAAUUGAUCCGGCAACUCACCGGCCACUAACCGGUUCCGACAACCAUCAAAAUAAUAUCACCACCACCACCGCCGCCGCCGGUAACUCCUCACCGGACGUUACCACCACAACCACCAUCUCAUUUGCACCCACCACACCCAUUUCAACCCAUCUUGUUAAACAUGAAGUUGAAGAUAUUAAAAUCAUUAAUAAUAACGAUUCUCUUGAUCACCGGAAAAUCAAGAACCACUCGCCGGAAAAUCAAGAAAGAUGCCCAGAUUUGAAUUUGGAGUUAAGAAUUGGAAUAGGCCCAGCACAAGAACAAAACAACGCCAUGUCAUCAUCGUACAUACCACAUCAGCAACAGUCAGUUGAGUAUCACCGUCAGAAACUGGUGACCGGCGGGAGAACUUCCGGCGGUGCUAUUAUAUGUUUUGCGUGCAGUAUGGGUAUACAGAAUAGUAAGGAAUGCAGUUGUACAAGUAGCUUGAGUGGUACAAGUAGUAACAGCACUGGUUAUGGUUAUGAUUUCUUGGGUAUGAAAAAUGUUGGCUUGGACUACAGAAGUUUGGAGAUGAAAUGAUUUUUUUUUUAAUUGGGUAAUUUUUUUUUAACUAAAAUAUUUUGUAUAUGUCUAGACUUUUUUUUAUUGUAUAAUUAUAUUUAUAAUAUAUAAUUAAUAAGUUAAAUCA
This is a messenger RNA of Helianthus annuus (common sunflower), 1154 nucleotides long. Its product is annotated as myb-related protein 308. NCBI's taxonomy places the organism in Eukaryota, Viridiplantae, Streptophyta, Magnoliopsida, Asterales, Asteraceae. Bases 125 to 1045 code for a protein of 306 amino acids. The record is from RefSeq and is a predicted model, not a curated record. The transcript is spliced from 2 exons.